CAGGAGAGGCCGCUUCUAGUUCCACGUGUUUUGCUGCCGGGAGCUUUGAGGAGAUGGGGCUGAGCUCGGAAUCCGCCAUGAGGGCGUCAUUCUUCAGACUGAAUGCAUUCCAAGAAUGUGUGCAGACAUGAAAUUGAUAGUGAUCUCCUGAAGCAUUGAGUUGCAGGAUGCAUUGACCUAUGAGGAUGUGCAUGUGAAUUUCACGCAUGAAGAGUGGGCUUUGCUGGAUCCUUCCCAGAAGUGUCUCUACAAAGAUGUGAUGCUGGAAACCUACUGGAACCUCACUGCUGUAGGGUACAAAUGGGAAGAUGAGAAUAUUGAAGAACAUUGUCAAAGUUCUAGAAGACAUAGAAGGCACACUAUCUUCAAAGACACAAAAAUAUCCAAUACUAAAGAGGAUCUUUAUGAAUGUAAGCAACAUGAUGAAACAUUUGGAUCUGAUUUGUCUUUAAAAGUCCAUGAAAGGACUUAUUUGAAAGUAAAAAAUGAUGGAGAUAAUCAAAGUAUUAAAGACUUUCCAUGUCACAAUCUCAAUCAAGUAUGUACAACUCAUACUAGAGAGAAAACACAUGGAUUUCAUCAAUGUGAUACACUCAUUGCUUAUAUCAGUUAUCUUCUAAUACGUGAAAGAAGUCCUACUGGAGAGAAACCUCAUAAAUGUAAUCAAUGUGGUAAAGCCUUUGCAUGUAAAAAUGUUCUUCACAGGCAUGAAAGCAGUCAUAUUGGAGAGAAACCCUAUGGAUGUAAUCACUGUGGCAAAGCCUUUCCAUAUAAAAGUCAUCUUCAAAUGCAUGAAAGAAUUCAUACUGGAGAGAAACCCUAUGAGUGUAAUCACUGUGGUAAAACCUUUUCAUCUAAAAGUCAUCUUAAAUCACAUGAAAGAACUCAUACUGGUGAGAAACCCUAUGAGUGUAAUCAUUGUGGGAAAGCCUUUGCCUAUAAAAGUAAUCUUCAAACACAUGAAAGAAGUCAUACUGGGGAGAGACCCUAUGGAUGUAAUCACUGUGGUAAAACCUUUUCAUCUAAAAGUCGUCUUAAAUCACAUGAAAGAAUUCAUACUGGAGAGAAACCCUAUGAAUGCAGACAGUGUGGUAAAGUCUUUGCAUAUAACAGUCUACUUCACCGGCAUAAAAACAGUCAUACUGGAGAGAAACCCUAUAGAUGUCAUCUCUGUGGUAAAACCUUUUCAUCUAAAAGUCAUCUUAAAUCACAUGAAAUAAUUCAUACUGGAGAGAAACCCUAUGAGUGUAAUCAAUGUGGGAAAGCCUUUGCCCAUAAACGUAAUCUUCAAACACAUGAAAGAACUCAUACUGGAGAAAGACUCUAUUAAAAGUAAUCUAGUAAAGUCUUUGCUAAUAAAAAUCAUCUUCAAAUACAUGAAAGAAGUCAUACUGGAGAGAAAACUUACGGAUAUAGUUAAUGUGGUAAAGUUCUUGGACAUAUCAU
This is a messenger RNA of Microtus oregoni (creeping vole), 1446 nucleotides long. Its product is annotated as zinc finger protein 431-like. Lineage: Eukaryota; Metazoa; Chordata; Mammalia; Rodentia; Cricetidae. The record is from RefSeq and is a predicted model, not a curated record. Gene Ontology annotation, molecular function: DNA-binding transcription repressor activity, RNA polymerase II-specific; RNA polymerase II transcription regulatory region sequence-specific DNA binding. Bases 260 to 1330 code for a protein of 356 amino acids. The transcript is spliced from 5 exons. Gene Ontology annotation, biological process: negative regulation of transcription by RNA polymerase II. Gene Ontology annotation, cellular component: nucleus.